AUGCUUCUUGCAAUGGUAGGCAUCACUGUCGCCACCGAGCAGUUCUCAGUGAAUCCGCGAUCGGAAGCCGGUUCGGCGGUGGUUGUCAUGUUUUUCAUCUUUCAGUUUGGAUUCGAUAGUGGCUACGCUCCCCUUGGGACCACCUAUUUAGCGGAGAUCUGCCCUUUCUAUUUAAGGGCGAAAGCAGUUUCUCUUCACUACUUCAUCACCAUGGCGAGCGCAGUUGCUGGGCAGUACGCAAAUCCUGUCGCUAUGAGUAACCUGGGUUGGAAGUACUACCUGUGUUAUGUAGCUGUCCUUGUUGUUGGGUUAGCACUUGCGUGGUUUGCAUUUCCAGAGACAAACGGAUACACUGUCGAAGGUAUUGAGAGAAUUUUCGAUGGAAAUAAGGAGUAG
Messenger RNA from Colletotrichum truncatum, 396 nucleotides. RefSeq names its product hexose transporter. Gene Ontology annotation, biological process: transmembrane transport; carbohydrate transport. NCBI's taxonomy places the organism in Eukaryota, Fungi, Ascomycota, Sordariomycetes, Glomerellales, Glomerellaceae. Gene Ontology annotation, molecular function: carbohydrate:proton symporter activity. Gene Ontology annotation, cellular component: membrane. The record is from RefSeq and is a predicted model, not a curated record.